UUGGUGCAUGGCGGAAAACCAUCUGAUUUAAGGAAAUUGAAACCUGUUCCUGUCAAUGCAGUGGGUAAAGUUGAGGUAGAUGCUGCUGGUAAAAAUUAUAAAGGACAAAAAUAUAUGAGGAAAGUAAACCGUAGCAAGGAUACCUCUAAAAGCAUAAUACAAAAUUCGACAAAGUUGACAGUUAUUGAUACCAAUAGACUUUCCGAAGGAAAACUAUUGAAGCUGAAAGUGAAACCAUUGAAAUGUCCGUCAGUUGAAUUAGAGGGUGCUUCUACAACAGCUGAUUUAUGUCUUCAGCAUCACUGUUAUAGUUAUUAAUAUGGCGGAAUUUGAACAAAUUGCUAUUGUUCCAUUAUACGUUGUUUAGUACAAAAUGCUGUCAAAUAACGGCUAUAGCGGCACUAUAACACUGUUGCACAGCGAAAUUUGAAUGAACAGCUGUUUUCUGCAAUCCAGGAUUGACAACACUGGUCAUGAGUAAGCGCGGGAGAGGUCUAAAAUUGUCCAAUUAUAUUAUAGUUUUGUAAGGGUUGGGAGGUGCUGGUUGAUGAACCAACAUCUAGAAUAAAUUUCUUAGAAUUGGGCUGGCCCCCCAACUUAACCCUUACAAAACGGUUAUAAACACAUGUUCAUCCCAUAUCUCAUCCGAUGCGAGACUCCUAACACACCUCUUUGAUUAAAGAAUAGCAAAACAUGCUUUGGAAUACAAGGAGGAUUUCUUAAUAUGUCAAAGGAAAUAAAGAAUAAAAACUAAGUCACUGACAGAAAGCUUUAACAUUUAAUGUGUUCACCGUUUGUGCUCAUGCUACUGUUAUGUGUCUGAUAACACAGGGAGAAAGAUACUUGGAACAUUUUCCGGUAUUUAAUAUUUUGAUUAAUUGUUUACAAUAUUUGAUUGUAAUGUUGGUGUACUCAAUCUUCUUGUUGUUAAUCAAUGUACUUGUUUGGUAUCAUCUGGUUUUUAUUUUACUCUUCAUCGAUUGCACAUUCUAAUUGGUUUUGUUAUCAUGUAUUAAUCUGGAUCAGUGUAGAUUGUGAACUAGCAUACAAGUGGAUCAGGGGCUGAUUAUAUAGUUUCUUGAUGGGGUCCUUUGAGGAGAAUGAUAAUGAUAUUAUCAUGGAGGAUGCAUCUUAUGGAGUCCAUGAUUUGAGUCAUCGAAUAGGUCCUGAGUACCAGGCGGAAAUUUCUUUUGUGAUUAAGAAAUCAGAGCAACUUCGAAUGAAUCCUGCUAAUUCAGAAUCUGUGCAUGAUAAAUCAUGUUCCCUUGAAAUUGGUUUGCCCAUCUAAGUUGCAUGGAGUGAUGCUGAUACAAAAAGUUUUCUAAUUGGUUUGUUUAUUUUCGGGAAGAACUUCGUUCAGAUCAGAAGAUUUUUAGACAAUAAAGGGAUGGGGGAAAUACUUUCAUUUUACUAUGGAAAGUUUUACAAAAGUGAUGGAUAUCGUAGAUGGUCAGAGUGCAGGAAGAUAAAAGGGAGAAACUGCAUCAUAGGACAGAGACUGUUUACUGGACCAAGGCAACGCGAACUGUUAUCUCGCUUGAUUUGUCGUGUCGGUACAGAAUCUCAAGUUGCUUUGUUACAGGUUUCUAAGUCAUAUGUGGAGGGAAUAAUUUCUCUAGAAGAAUACAUAUCUUCUUUGAAGUCUAUGGUUGGAAUUGGUGUUCUUGUUGAAGCAGUAGGUAUUGGCAAUGAGAAGAGAGACCUUACUAGGCUUGGCGUGGAACAUGGGAAGAACAGUCGAGCGUCUUCAGCUCCAACCAGAAAAGCUUUGUCUUCUCUUAGACCGAGUGAUAUAAUACAGUCUUUAACAGGAGGAUAUCAGCUUAGCAAAACCAAAAGUACUGAACUCUUCUGGGAAGCUGUUUGGCCCCGCUUACUGGCAAGAGGUUGGCACUGCGAAAAACCGAAGAAUCGAGGCUAUGUUACUUCGGAAGAUUAUCUGGUUUUUCUUAUUCCCGGUGUUGAGAAGUUCUCGACGAGAAAACUUGUUAAAGGGGAUCAUUACUUUGAUUCAGUUAGUGAUGUCUUGAGCAAAGUAGUAGCUGAACCAAAUAUUCUUGAGCUUGAAGACGAAGAAGCUAAAGAUGGUAGCUUUAAUGAAGAGAAGGGAUCAAAUGAAGGUGAUUUAUCUGAUGAUCAUCGUCAAUGUUACCUCAAGCCCCGAUCUUCUCCUUACAAAAAAAAUCAUACCAAAUUCAUGGUUAUUGAUACCAGUUUGGUGCAUGGCGGAAAGCUAUCUAAUCUAAGGGAGUUGGAAUCUGUGCCUAAUUCAGUGUCGAAACUUGAGGUAUAUGCUGAUGGUAAAAGAUAUAAAGGGAAAAUAUAUACGAGGAAAGUAGGGCAUAGCAAGGAUACGUCUAGGAGCGUUAAACAACUGAGAUAUCCGCCCGUUGAAUUUGGAGAUGCUUCUACGAAGGCCUCUGAUCUUCUGAGAGAGUGUAAGAGUGGAUUUUCAACUGAUGAUUUGCCAAGGAUGGUGGAAGCUAAGAUGCUGAGAUGUAGCAAAAAGAAAAUCAGUGGAACUGAUGGUUGCAGGAGUGUAUCUAGAAAUUAUGCAAACAAGAAGGUUGAAAUCAAGAAAUGUCAACAAGUCAACGUGUUAGACGAUAACCGACUGAAAAGGAUCAUAAAAUAUCAUUUCAAUCGGAGGGUAAGAACAGGUCAUUCUAACCAUGUAGCUGUUCCGAUUAAAAGGAGGAGAUUGACUGCCUGUGCCAAGGCAGAGGAAAGGCGCAUCGUUGAGAAUUCUUCAGGAGGUAAAGGAUCAGAUAAACUAGGAUUCUCUCUAUCUUCUAGCUUUCCAGAUUCCAACAAAAAUGUUUGUGAUCCAAUUAGUCAUCAGCAGAAUGGAAGUUCAACAGCUUUCUCGACAGAAAGAAAUGUGAAAGAGAAUAAUGAGAUGAACAUUCAUAACGGCAGUUAUCAAUGUACAUUUGAAGCCAAGAGGACAAAGGUCUGCAGACUGAUGAAUUGGUUGAUAAAGGAUGAAGACUCUGAGUAUUAUCAGAAGCUGAGAGAGUUUGAAUAUAAGAAGGCCACAAGAAACAACUUAAACCAGGUUGUGUUGCAGAAACAUCAGAAGAGUUUGGCAAAUGAGGUCAACCGAGAAACAGAUGGAGCAGUCAUCAAGACGAAACAGGCUGAUGGAGCCUCAACUUCUUCUGCACCUAAUGACGAUGAAGUGGUCAUUCUGACCAAAGCAAAAUAUGAAAGGCUGUUGCAGAGUGCUGAGAAGGUUGAUAAGCUUGAAGAGAAACUUUCACAAAUCCUGAACCUUCUUCAACAGAGAAACAUUGUCAUUUCCGACGAGUUAACAACUCAAAUGUACAACUGUUGAAUCUGUAAAUUUCCGAGGGGUAUACUACUCAAAAUCGUUUGUGCUCGAAAAAAAAUUGUUUUUGGAAUUCAAAUUUCUAAGGACCGCCCUUGUUUUGCUCUAGUCGCACCUGUUUUAAUACUACCAGAUAGUUAGUUAAUUUUCUUAAGGGUCAUACUAUACGGUGCCUCCAAGGCAAAGAUUCUUUAUAAAAAUUUCAUGUACUAUUUUUCAGAUUAUAUUACCAUUUUUGGUUCCUUAACUAGUGUUCAUAAUUAGUUUGUUAGAAUAUUUUAGUUAGCAUUGUGUUUGUAGUUUUAAAGUAUUUGUGCUUUUAAUAUAUCUAUGAGAU
Trifolium pratense (red clover) is the source of this 3668-nucleotide messenger RNA. RefSeq lists its product as uncharacterized. Gene Ontology annotation, cellular component: nucleus. Lineage: Eukaryota; Viridiplantae; Streptophyta; Magnoliopsida; Fabales; Fabaceae. Bases 1388 to 3337 code for a protein of 649 amino acids. The record is from RefSeq and is a predicted model, not a curated record. The transcript is spliced from 3 exons. Gene Ontology annotation, molecular function: transcription corepressor activity.